Talaromyces stipitatus ATCC 10500 is the source of this 2216-nucleotide messenger RNA. Its product is annotated as UTP-glucose-1-phosphate uridylyltransferase Ugp1, putative. Gene Ontology annotation, biological process: glycogen metabolic process; UDP-alpha-D-glucose metabolic process. The coding region runs from base 529 to 1953 and encodes 474 amino acids. Gene Ontology annotation, cellular component: cytoplasm. Lineage: Eukaryota; Fungi; Ascomycota; Eurotiomycetes; Eurotiales; Trichocomaceae. Gene Ontology annotation, molecular function: UTP:glucose-1-phosphate uridylyltransferase activity. The record is from RefSeq and is a predicted model, not a curated record. The transcript is spliced from 2 exons.
AUCUCUCGCUCAAUUGUUUCUAUCAACAUACUGUGCUACAAUCGUUGAUCUGCUCAUAUUCAUCAUUUAAUCCCUUGUCUCUAUUUCCAGCUGCUUCUACCCGUGGCCAAAACAUUUGUACCCCCACCAACCUUUCCAAGGUAAAUCAAUCUACCGCCGUUUAUUCAAUCCCUGUACAGAUCAGUCGAGAGCUUGAGUAGCUCCGGAUCCACGUUUCCUACUUCAGAGAUAACAACAAACAAGAGCAACAACUAUGGCCGCGAAAGCAAUUCCUUCUCACUUGAGAGCCCAGGCCGAAUCUGGCGCUGAAGGUGAAAGUUUUCAGCGCAAGCAUCAUGGAAAGUCUCAAUCUCACAUGGUAUGCAUGUCAGCUUCUGGUCUUAUCUCUGCAAAUCGCCCAUCUGGAAUCGCUGUCCUGAAGCGUGCGCAAAUACACGCAGGAUGACUUUUCAGGACGUCAUUGAAUCCAAUACUAAUGUGUAAUGAUAGGCUUUCGAGAAUGCUUCCACCAGCGUUGCUGCUUCCCAAAUGCGAAAUGCCCUGAACGCUCUUGCCGAGACCGUCGAGGAUGGUGCCACCAAGAAGCGCUUCGAAGCUGAGAUGGACAACUUCUUUGCUCUCUUCCGUCGUUACUUGAAUGACCGUGCUAAAGGCAAUGUCGUCAACUGGGAGCGCAUCAACCCUCCCCAGCCCAGCCAAGUUGUUGACUACAACGAGCUUGGAAACUCCGCCUCCGUCGAAUUCCUCAAUAAACUCGCUGUCCUGAAGCUCAAUGGUGGUCUCGGAACCUCCAUGGGCUGCGUCGGCCCCAAGUCCGUCAUCGAAGUCCGUGAAGGCAUGUCUUUCCUUGACUUGUCUGUCCGUCAGAUUGAGUACCUCAACCGCACAUACAACGUCAACGUCCCCUUCGUUCUCAUGAACUCCUUCAACACCGACGAUGACACACAAAACAUCAUCAAGAAGUACGAAGGACACAACAUCGAUAUCAUGACAUUCAACCAAUCUCGCUAUCCUCGUAUCCUCAAGGAUUCAUUGCUCCCUGCGCCCAAGAGUUUCAACUCUCAGAUUUCCGACUGGUACCCACCUGGUCACGGUGACGUUUUCGAGUCCCUCUACAACUCCGGAAUCCUCGACAAGCUCCUUGAGCGUGGUGUUGAGAUUCUAUUCCUUUCCAAUGCUGACAAUCUUGGCGCUGUCGUUGAUCUGCGCAUCCUCCAGCACAUGGUGGACUCCAAGGCUGAAUACAUUAUGGAAUUGACCGACAAGACCAAGGCUGACGUCAAGGGUGGUACUAUCAUCGACUACGAUGGCCGUGUGCGUUUGUUGGAAAUUGCUCAAGUUCCCAAGGAGCACGUCAAUGAAUUCAAGUCGAUUAAGAAGUUCAAAUACUUCAACACCAACAACAUCUGGAUGAACCUCCGCGCCAUCAAGCGUGUUGUCGAGGAGAAUGAGUUGGAGAUGGAGAUCAUCCCCAAUGAGAAGUCCAUUCCCGCCGACAAGAAGGGCGAAGCCGACCUUUCCAUCAUCCAACUCGAAACAGCCGUUGGUGCCGCUAUCCGUCAUUUCCGCAAUGCUCACGGUGUCAACGUACCUCGUCGCCGUUUCUUGCCUGUCAAGACCUGCUCUGAUUUGAUGCUUGUCAAGUCUGACCUUUACAGUUUGCAGCACGGCCAGCUCGUCAUCGACCCCAACCGUUUCGGCGGUGCUCCCAUCAUCAAGUUGGGAUCCGACUUCAAGAAGGUCUCUGACUUCCAGAAGCGCAUUCCGAGCAUCCCACGUAUCGCCGAGCUUGAUCACCUUACCAUCACUGGUCCUGUGAACUUGGGACGCAACGUCACUCUCAAGGGUACAGUCAUUAUUGUUGCCACUGAAGGUAGCACUAUCGAUGUUCCUCCUGGCUCUAUUCUCGAAAACUGUGUCGUCCAGGGAAGCUUGAGAAUCUUGGAGCAUUAAACAUGUAUCAAGUGAUUUGUGAUUCACCAAUACUCUGUAAAAUCAUUCUUACUCUUCUUUCCAUGCGCUCCCAGCUAUUUAUCAUAUCAUGUUUAUCGCGGCAUUACUCAUGCUCAGCGAUGUGAGUAGGGUGAUGUUAGUGGAGUUGGAUGUUGAAGUUGUCAUUCGUGUUGAGAGUGAUAAUAGAUACUACGCAAGGAGGAGAAUCAGCUGUUUAGUCUCUUAGCUUACUUUUAAUAAACGAACAGUAUACAUAUAUUUGU